Molecule: messenger RNA, 552 nt
Organism: Coffea eugenioides
Lineage: Eukaryota; Viridiplantae; Streptophyta; Magnoliopsida; Gentianales; Rubiaceae
Exons: 1
Coding region: 1-552 (183 amino acids)
Biological process (GO): pilus assembly
Cellular component (GO): outer membrane
Source: RefSeq, a predicted model, not a curated record
AUGAUAAAGAAAUUGACACCAGCUGCCGGAGGACACGAAGGAGCGAAAGGCGCGGCCCAGAUGAUGAUGAUGAUGAGCAGCAGCAGCAGCUGGCUGACGGGGCCGGAAUUGGAGGCGGCUAACCAGCUGAUUCAACUCAGCGGAGAUGGUCAUAGCAGCAGCAGCAGCAGCAAAGACGGCCGCAGUACUAUUAGUAGUAGUACUUUUGAUGAUGAUCUGGUAAUUAUGAUGGUGGCGCCUAGUGAUCUUGAAGCAGCAGCCGUAGAAAGCUAUGGAGCGGACAUGACUGCUAAGUGCAGUGCCGAAGCGAUUCAUGAUCAAGACGUAGCCUCCACAUCAUCAUCAUCGUCCUCCUCGUCGUCGUCGUCAUCUUCUUCCUCCAGUUCCUGUUCUGCCAUCAAGACAGGAGAAAACUUUGAUGUUUGGGAAGAAAUAGAUGCUUCUUGCUUAUUCAUGAUGGAGAGGAAGAGGAAGCGGAAGCGGAAGUUACGUUCCAUUGCUGAUCUCUAUGCCAAUACCAAGCCUAAUCUGGUCAAGAAAGCGGCCAGCUAG